ACGAAGUGAAAGAGAAUGGGCUGGAAAGAAUGGAGGGUAUAAAGGGAGUCACUUAGCAAGUGAAGUACUCCUCCAGUUCACUCCUGAGAGAAGCCUCCUCUUUCAACACGAUGCUCAAGGAAACAUGGCUGAAUAAUAACAUGCACCAGUUUUGGAGUUAGACCAAGAGGAAUUUGUGUCCCCAAGUCCACUAUUUAAGAACUUAGUAAUGUCACCUUUACUCAUCUGGGUCUCCUCACCUGCAAAUCUGUCACAGAAAGCUUUGCCAGAGUGAUCCAUGGCUUGACAGUGGAGCACCUGACCGACCAUGUUAUUCAGAGAAGUAAGAGAAUGAUUCUGGAUACUCUGGGUGUUGGCUUCCUGGGAACCAACACAGAAGUGUUUCACAAAGCCAGCGAAUACAGUAAGAUCUAUAGUUCCAAUGUGGCCAGCACUGUUUGGGGUCAGCCAGACUUAAGGCUCCCGCCGACAUAUGCUGCUUUUGUGAACGGUGUGGCUAUUCACUCAAUGGAUUUUGAUGACACAUGGCAUCCUGCCACCCAUCCUUCUGGAGCAGUCCUUCCUGUCCUGGUGGCUUUAUCAGAAGCUCUGCCUCCAAGUCCAAAGUGUUCUGGACUUGAUCUGCUCUUGGCUUUCAAUGUUGGGAUUGAAGUACAAGGCCAAUUACUGCGUUUCUCCAAGGAAGCCAGUGACAUACCAAAGAGAUUCCAUCCCCCGUCGGUGGUAGGAACCUUGGGUAGUGCUGCUGCCGCAUCCAAGUUUUUAGGGCUCAGCAUGACGAAGUGCCGAGAGGCCCUGGCCAUCGCUGUUUCCCACGCUGGGGCUCCCAUAGCAAAUGCUGCCACUCAGACCAAGCCUCUUCAUAUCGGCAAUGCUGCCCGGCUCGGGAUGGAAGCUGCUUUUCUGGCAAUGCUGGGUCUCCAAGGAAACAAGCAAGUCUUGGACAUGCAGACAGGGUUUGGGGCCUUCUAUGCCAACUAUUCCCCAACAGUUCUUCCAAACCUAGAUGCCCACACUUGGCUGCUUGACCAGCAGGAUGUGGCCUUCAAGCGGUUCCCUGCACAUCUGGCCACCCACUGGGUGGCAGAUGCAGCUGCAUCUGUGAGAAAGCACCUUGUAACAGACAGAGCCCUGCUUCCAAUUGACCGCAUUGCGCGAAUUCUGCUCAGAAUCCCAGAUGUCCAGUAUGUAAACAGGCCCUUCCCAGACUCAGAGCAUGAAGCUCGUCACUCCUUCCAGUAUGUGGCCUGUGCCACACUGCUCGAUGGUGGCAUCACUGUCCCAUCAUUCCACAAAUGCCAGAUCAACAGGUCACAGGUGAGAGAGUUGCUCAGUAAGGUAGAGCUGGAGCACCCUCAGGACAACCUGCCAAGCUUCAACACACUAUACUGUGAGAUGAGUGUCACUCUCAAUGAUGGAACUACCUUCACAGAGCGUUCUGAUACCUUUUACGGCCACUGGAGGAAGCCAUUGAGCCAGGAGGACCUACAGCAGAAGUUCAGAGACAAUGCCUCUAGCGUGCUGUCCUGUGACACAGUAGAAAGACUUACAGAGAUAGUAGAGAAUCUAGAAGACCUAGAAGAUUGUUCUGUACUAAUCACUCUUCUGAAAGGAUCCACUUCACCAGAGUUGGUUUCGAAAUCUAUCUAGCAUCUAACAGUUCCAUCAGACUAUCCUCUCCUGAGGCUUAUCCACAUCUAAGUGACUUUAUAUGGGGGAAAAAUCAGUGAUUUGCUUUAUAGAGCAAGGGUUUACUGUCAGUCUGUCAAGGAAUAAGUGAAGCAAGGUGGAGAAAGUCUAGAAACAGAAUUGGGUUUUUAUGGAAGGAGUCUUUUUCUACAAACUCUGCAAGACAGUUCCCAUUACCUAAGGAAAAAUAAUAAACAUGCACGAAACACAGAGAAAUUGAUUUUAUAAGCAUUCAUAAGGCUGAAAUUCAAAUCACCUGUGAUUUGCUUAUGAAGUUAAUCUUUACAGAGGAGUUCUUUAAGUACUUCAUGAACCUUAAGGUGUGGGAGGAAUUUCAGCCUACCUGUAAGUUUGCUGACCGUGGACAAGGGUUCUCCAGCCUAUUGUGCUAGCAACACAUUUCUUAAAACAUGGGAUUUUAUGAGCCCUCCACAGUGGAAGGGGUACUGUUGGGUUUAAAUAUAAGGAAUUAGUGGGUAGAAAUCCUGCUCCUGUAACUUACUAGAUGUGACCCUAGGCACACUACUGGGUAGCCCUCUGUCUCCAUUUAAAACAGAAAUAAAAAACAGCACAAAAAGCAAAACAGUUUGGCUCUGGAAGCCAUGGUACUAGUCACUACAAUGUAUUGCCUUUUGAUACAAAAAAAUAUUUUGAGAAAAAGAUCAUGGAUGAAGAGUUUGACAUGUAAUAAAGAAUGACAGCAAAAAAUAUGUGGGUAAUUAAACAACUGUUGAUUUUUUUAUAUGAUAAAGAUGUCUUAUGGAAUUAAAAAUUGCAACUUUAGUAACAUAGAUAAGUAGGGAGUUCCUAUAAUUAAUGUACUCUAAAUUCCUUAUGUCAUUCAAGGACAGGGCGAAGCUAUUAACUACGGAGUUUGAUUUGUAAGUAUGGAUGCUGACAUUUCCAGGGUAACCACUGUAAGACAGCAGUAGAACAGACCACUUCCAGGUUAACAAAGAGAAAAAUAUGGAAUUAGGAAAAAAGAAAAUAAACCAAAGGAAGGCAAGAAAGAAAAGAAAUAUUUGAAAAGGUAAAACAUAUAGAAAGCACAAUAUAAAAUGAUAGGAAUAAAAUCCAAAUAUGUCUGUAAUUACAAAAAGAAUCCUCCAGUUAAAAAAUACAGAGACUAUGUAUACAUUAAAAACAAAUCUUUAACAAGUUUAUUAGCAUCUGUUUUACAAGCCAUUAACUCACCUAUUUUGUGUCUAGUUUAGUAAAUUUCUAGAGUUGUACAAACAUCACCACAAUCCAGUUUUGGAGAACUUUUUUUAUUUUCUUAAAGAUUUUAUUUUAAUUUUUAAAAAUUGUUAUUUUUAAGUAAUUUUAUGUAAUCAAACCCAUAACUCUGAGAUCAAGAGUCACAUGUUCUACCAACUGAGGGAGCCAGAGCCCUGGGCUACUUCUAUAAGCCAGAAACAAAGACACAAACAGAACCUUCCUGAUGGUCUGCAACCAAUCUCUCUUCCCACCUCCAGCCCUCAGCAGCCAAUGAUCCAUUUUCUAUCUGUAUGGUUGUGUCUUCUCCAGACAUUUCAUAUAAAUGGAAUCAUACAUCAUA
Molecule: messenger RNA, 3247 nt
Organism: Suricata suricatta (meerkat)
Lineage: Eukaryota; Metazoa; Chordata; Mammalia; Carnivora; Herpestidae
Gene: ACOD1
Product: aconitate decarboxylase 1
Exons: 6
Coding region: 331-1650 (439 amino acids)
Molecular function (GO): lyase activity
Source: RefSeq, a predicted model, not a curated record